AUGGUCACCACCGCCGUCGACGAAACCCCCCUCUCCGUCUCUCCCGUCGAGCGGCGCAACUCCCUGGAGAAGCAUCUCCUGAACCGCCCCGACGCCCAGGACCUGAAGGAGAGACACAUCCUGCUGGACACAAACGUAGCGCCGUCCCUCCAAGCCGCGAGACAGGAGCUCGCACGACAGCGCACAACCGACAGCCUCAAGAAACACCUCGAGCAGCGUCCUGAUCGUGAUGCGCUUGUGGAGCGAAACAUCCUCCCCGCGAGCACCGCGGCGCCGGCGCUGCAGGCCAACGCCCGCGAGCUUGAGAAGCACAUGCGCGCGGACCAUCUCGACCAGAAGAUCCAGAAUCGGCCGUCGCCGGAGGAUCUGAUUUCGCAGGGGAUUCUUAGCGAGGAGGAGGAUCCGCGUAACCCGGCUGUUUAG
Aspergillus terreus NIH2624 is the source of this 423-nucleotide messenger RNA. Its product is annotated as RPEL repeat-containing protein. The transcript is spliced from 3 exons. Bases 1 to 423 code for a protein of 140 amino acids. Lineage: Eukaryota; Fungi; Ascomycota; Eurotiomycetes; Eurotiales; Aspergillaceae. The record is from RefSeq and is a predicted model, not a curated record.